Saccoglossus kowalevskii is the source of this 880-nucleotide messenger RNA. RefSeq names its product von Willebrand factor D and EGF domain-containing protein-like. Gene Ontology annotation, cellular component: extracellular region; cell surface. Gene Ontology annotation, molecular function: signaling receptor binding; nucleic acid binding; methyltransferase activity. Gene Ontology annotation, biological process: methylation; anatomical structure development. The record is from RefSeq and is a predicted model, not a curated record. NCBI's taxonomy places the organism in Eukaryota, Metazoa, Hemichordata, Enteropneusta, Harrimaniidae.
AUGAACUGUGGCGAAUUCAAUGUGUACUAUCUAGAACCACUGGAUGAUUGUCAAGCGGCUUAUUGCAAAGAUCUGGAACCAUGUCCUCCGGGCCAUGUGUCAACAAAUGGAGUUCAGCCUGGCUGUUCUGACAACUAUCCGAAAAUUGAGAGCGAUCCUACAAUCAAAGCGUUUUAUAAUGAGACUAGUGGCUAUGCGUACUUAUUAUGCUCCAUACAUGGCGAGAGUAAUGCAUCAAUAAUACAUACCACGCACUGGAUUGUCAACAAUGAAGUCGUUAAGGAAACCACAUUAACAGAUGGUGACACAGAUGAUACCCUAGACGAAGAUAUCUAUACACUUGGAUCAAAGGUUAAAUGCCUUGUCAGCAGCAAAUACUACGGUUCAGAUAUCGCCAGCCCGCCAAGAGAAAGCCAGGAACAAGGAAUUGAAAUAAUAAUUGACCCGCCAUAUGUCACUGUCAGUGAAGACCAACAACUGCCAAGCCACGUGUACGUGCGGGCAUCAGUGCCGAUGUCAUGCACGAUUAGAGUGAAGACACAAAAAGUAUUUCAAGGUCGAUCUGAAGUGGUUUUUAGUUCCUGUCUGCUAAACAUUGAAUACGACACAUUUGACCGUUUUCUGAACGUCGAAAUAGACGCAGUGCGUGAUUUCCAACAGGACGGCGACCACAUUUUAACAGUGUAUUUUGAACCCAUUGGUAACUGUUCCGUGAAUGUUGAACCUGGAUAUAACGAAACUGUCCCAGUAAUCAUUGCAUUAUUAUUUUAUAUACAUACAUCCUUAUAUUUAGAAAGUGAUGAAUCUGUUGAUUAAUCUGUUUUUGAAAGUGAUAAAUGCCCAAAAAUGGAAUUGAAAAGAUGUAAUACAUAAUACCAAC